GGUGUCAAGAACUCAUCUUUCCUAGCCUUGUCCUUCCCCAUCUUUCCAUCACAAGGACGGCCGCGUCACGUUCCAACGUCCGCUUUCUUCCACUCGAGUAUACCGACCUUGUUUUUCCUCCGCAAUACUUCACAAUGUCCGAUUAUUUGGCUCCUCCAUCUUUUUUGACGGACAAUUCCGUUGCCGCAGCCCUCAAGGAUGCAUACUCCUCGUUCUCCGAGCGCAGGGCUGCCCUCGGUCUAUCCAACCCCGGAACUGUGGAAAACAUCGCCCGGGAGGUGCAAAAGGAUGUUCUGCUGUCAAACUUCAUGUUCACGGGUCUUCGAGCCGAUUUGACUAAGGUCUUCGGGAUGUCUCCCUUGUUCCGUGUAUCGCAUGCGUUCUCGAUGGGCUCGUCCGGGAACCUGCCUCCGUACAACUUCUCCGCUAUGUAUGGAAGUCCGAAGGUCUUUAUGCAAGGUAACAUCGGAAGCGAUGGUGGACUCGCUGCUGUCGCCAACUACCGCUGGACCCCCAAGUUGGUCACCAAGACCAACACUCAGAUUAUGGCUGGUUCCAGUCAGGCCCUCAUUCAGGUCGACCAGGACUACACCGGUGAUGAUUUCUCCGCUUCUCUCAAGGCUUUCAACCCAUCUCUCUUGGAUGGGGGCCUCACUGGAAUCUUCGUUGGCAGCUAUCUCCAAUCCGUUACGCCCAGUCUAGCACUUGGUUUUGAAGCAAUCUGGCAGCGCCAGGGUAUGAACACUCGUCCGGAAAGUGCCCUGUCGUAUAGUGCCCGUUACAAGGCCAACGACUGGAUUGCUAGCGCACAACUUCAGGCUCAGGGUGUCCUGACUGCCUCUUACUGGAAGAAGCUUUCUGAGCGGGUUGAGGCUGGUGUCGAUAUGAACCUGCAGUUCGCUCCCAAUGCGGCUGCUGCGCUGAUGGGUGGUCCUAGCCGUGAUGGCACUACUGCCAUCGGUGCUAAGUAUGACUUCCGCGCUUCUACGUUCCGUGCUCAGGUCGACAGUGCCGGAAAGGUCAGCUGCCUUCUCGAGAAGCGGAUAGCCAUGCCUAUUGCUCUUACUUUCGCCGGCGAGAUUGAUCAGGCCAAGCAAACGGCCAAGCUCGGUCUUGCUGUUUCCCUCGAGAUCGCUGGCGAGGAAUUGAUGGAGCAGCAAGAGAAAGUUGAGGCCCAGGGCAUGAUCCCUCCUCCUUUCUAAGCACGCCCUAGAACGUAGCUGGGGCUAAUGACUCCCACUCGGGCGUGGGAGCUAGGAGCUCUCGCAUUCGGCCUGCCCCUGGCUCAUAUAUUCUUCAGUCUGUUUUAGUAGCUCUUCUCUUUCCAUAUGUAUGUUCGGAAGGUGGUGUGUUAUCUACGGUUAAUCCCCUUGAACGCGGUUUACUGCAGUCGCUUUGACGUAUGGGACCAAUUUUGUAUAGAUGCUUUCUUGAUUCAGCCGCC
Messenger RNA from Aspergillus fijiensis CBS 313.89, 1444 nucleotides. It is a transcript of the gene tom40, whose product is annotated as TOM complex pore protein TOM40. The transcript has 3 exons. The record is from RefSeq and is a predicted model, not a curated record. Gene Ontology annotation, molecular function: transmembrane protein transporter activity. The coding region runs from base 135 to 1202 and encodes 355 amino acids. Gene Ontology annotation, cellular component: mitochondrial outer membrane; mitochondrial outer membrane translocase complex. NCBI's taxonomy places the organism in Eukaryota, Fungi, Ascomycota, Eurotiomycetes, Eurotiales, Aspergillaceae. Gene Ontology annotation, biological process: protein import into mitochondrial matrix.